UUCCAUGGAUCCUACUGAGCCUCGUUGGCGGAUAAAUUCAAGCUUCUCUCCUCCAACGUCAAGGAGAUGGGACUGCCGCUAUUCAUCAGAUGGAUUGCCUCAUAGGGUUCAUGAUGCUCCACAUGAUCACCCACCUUACGUGUCAUCACUAUCACCGCAUAGUAAAGGAAGCAGAAGUGCAUUUGGAAGUGAUCAGUACCCCAAUCACCAUCAUUCUGUAUCUGAUGGAGCACUUUCUUAUUUUGGGAGUCCAGCUGACAGCCUUCAGGCUCCACGCUGGACACCCCCUCUUCAAAGAUUUGAUCUCGGAGAAUUCUCUACACCUGAAAGAGGAUCAAGACCAGAAACUUCUGAUUAUCCUCAAUCAAGUGAGAGGCAUUUGACUGCCGCGAGCAGUUUCAGUUCUGCAUCGCCAUUCUCAGAAUCAAGUCAGCUAGCAUCAUCUAGUAAACAAUCAACUCCGUAUCUACCACGCAAUCAUAUGGGUAGGCGAUCGUUCAUGUCAAAACCGGUCUACCCACUUGUCUUCCAGAAUCCAGUGUCAGAAGCAGAAGCCUCCAGGAUGCCCGAGGCUAGUAAUGCUGGGCGAACAACACCAAGUGAUGACAGCCAAGCUUCUCCUCUGUGGCAUCACAGCUUGGCGAGUCCAGAGCUCAAGUUCCAUAAUGCAUUGAGUGAGCUUGGGAAGAUGGAGGCUUCACCUGAACCAAACACAAGCUCAAGAAGGGAAGGGUUUAGAUGGAGCAAUGCUAGCAGCUACGAUUUUGGAUACGAUGGUGAUGCCAUUGACAUUUCAGAUCAUAUCAGUAUCGAGUCCCAAAGAUCCCCCACAAGUUCAGUGAGAUUUCUUAAGUGCGGGCUGUGCGAGAGAUUCCUGCGGCAGAAAUCACCCUGGACCUUGAAUAGGAUUGUUCGCAAUACCGACAUGCCAGUAGCAGCAGUCCUUCCUUGCCGGCAUGUCUUCCACGCGGACUGCUUGGAGGAAAGCACUCCCAAGAUUCAAACCCAUGAACCACCUUGCCCCCUGUGCGCUCGAGCUGCUGACGACGAAGGACGCGUAUCGUUCUCAGAACCUCUGCAUGUUGCCCUCAGAUCUGCCCGCAGGAAUCUUUCCUUGGGUGGUGGUUCAGGUGGAAGUAGCAGCAGCGCAAACCCUCCUCGCAAUGAUGAUCGGGGCUUGAAGAGGAAUCAUUCUGCUCUUGUGCCAAGACAAAGCGGCCGCUCACUGUUCCGGAACCGUGUCAAGAAGCAGUUCCCCUUCAAGGGGAGGAUUGGGAAGGACCUCUUUGGCGGUAGGGUUUUCAAUAAGGUUGGGUCAUCUUCCUCUUCCGGUCAGAAGGAUGAUGGUCAACACUCAGCAGUCAAGUCUGACCGAUUUAUGAAGUAGCUAGAACUUGGUGGUGGCACAGAGUAUAUGAUGUGUGCCCUACUGCUAUUUUGUUCUUUUGUUAUCACUUUUGGUAUAACGUAUCACAGCAUGUGAAACUUGGUAUCCAUGCGCAGUAGUCGUCCAGGAUGGGGUUGUUAAGUUUGGACGGUGCUAUGCGUCGCAUCGAUGUGACACCCACCAUUGGCUAACUUUGGGUCUGUUAUGAAUCCUUACAGUAAGAAUCGAUGCCUAUGUUUAGUAUGCU
Molecule: messenger RNA, 1634 nt
Organism: Phragmites australis (common reed)
Lineage: Eukaryota; Viridiplantae; Streptophyta; Magnoliopsida; Poales; Poaceae
Exons: 3
Coding region: 5-1387 (460 amino acids)
Source: RefSeq, a predicted model, not a curated record